CAUGUUCCUCUCCUCCUCCUCCUACGGCGGCCUCCGCCACCAACCGUUCAUCUCAUCCGCAUCCGAUCCUCCUCCGGAGCACUUCCAUGAAGCUCUCUACGGCCGCCUCUUCCCCUUCUCCUCCACCUUCUUCGCCGCCCAGUACUCAGACCUCCACCGGAGCGGCUGCUCCCUGUCGCUUCCCCUCCACCACCACUACUACUACCACCACGAUACGACGUCAGGCGAUCUCCAAGACCAGCCUCCUCCUCCUCCGUACUCCUCCUCGCCGUCCUCCGUGCUCAGCACCGGCGACCUCCAGGGGACUCAAUACGGUUCGCUGGAAGGAUCAGCCGGCGAUCCGGGAAGAGUCCGGCGAUACAGUGCCGAGGAACGGAAAGAAAGGAUCGACCGAUAUAGGAGCAAACGCAAUCAGAGGAACUUCCAAAAGAAGAUCACUUACGCGUGCAGAAAGACGCUCGCCGACAGCCGGCCGCGGGUGCGGGGCCGAUUCGCGAAGAACGGCGACGAGAAGGAGAUGGCAGAUAUGGCGGCUGUCAACGGCCACGUGGGCUCGGGGGUAAACCAGAACCACGCAUUUGGCAGCGGCGACUGGUGGAGCCCGGAGGCGGCGAUGAUGGCGGCGGAGGAGGAGGACGAGCUGCUCUACUGCGACGGCGGCUUCCUCCGGAGCUUCGUCGACCACGGCGUCUUCGCCAUGAACAGUGGUAGUCUCUCCUAACUAAAGAGAGAGGAAUCGAGUGCUCGAAGCGGCAGUCCCACUGUAGAAGUAGAUUCUUUGGUUUCUGCGGUUUGACUUUUGACAAAAUCUAGUGACGAUUUGGUGCUAAUCUAGGUAAUGUUUAAUGAUUGCAAAAAAUUUGAUUCGGAUUUAUUAUAC
Messenger RNA from Zingiber officinale, 880 nucleotides. RefSeq lists its product as uncharacterized. Gene Ontology annotation, molecular function: protein binding. The transcript is spliced from 3 exons. Gene Ontology annotation, biological process: regulation of flower development. The record is from RefSeq and is a predicted model, not a curated record. Gene Ontology annotation, cellular component: nucleus. Bases 2 to 721 code for a protein of 239 amino acids. Lineage: Eukaryota; Viridiplantae; Streptophyta; Magnoliopsida; Zingiberales; Zingiberaceae.